Colius striatus (speckled mousebird) is the source of this 1791-nucleotide messenger RNA. RefSeq names its product secreted frizzled related protein 2 (gene SFRP2). The coding region runs from base 139 to 1017 and encodes 292 amino acids. Gene Ontology annotation, biological process: canonical Wnt signaling pathway; negative regulation of canonical Wnt signaling pathway; non-canonical Wnt signaling pathway. Gene Ontology annotation, molecular function: Wnt-protein binding. Lineage: Eukaryota; Metazoa; Chordata; Aves; Coliiformes; Coliidae. The transcript has 3 exons. The record is from RefSeq and is a predicted model, not a curated record.
UCCGCGUCAGGCAGGCAGGAGCCCGGGCUGGGGAACGCUGCCUGCGGCUGAGGGCAGCCGCGCCCCGCCACCCCGGCCUCCCGAACCCUUUCGCCAGUCCCCCCGGCCCGUCCUGCCCCGUGCCCCCCCCCCCCCACAAUGCAGCACCACCUCUGCGCCUUGCUCCUGCUGGCGUCCCAGUGCCUGGGCUCGGCCACCGGGCUCUUUCCCUUCGGGGAGCCCGACUUCUCCUACAAGCGCUCCAACUGCAAGCCCAUCCCCGCCCCGAUGCUGCUGUGCCGGGGCAUCGAGUACCAGAGCAUGCGGCUGCCCAACCUGCUGGGGCAUGAGACGGUGCAGGAGGUGCUGGAGCAGGCCUCCACCUGGAUCCCGCUGGUGCAGAAGCAGUGCCACCCUGACACCAGGAAGUUCCUCUGCUCCCUCUUUGCCCCCGUCUGCAUCGACGACCUGGACGAGAUCAUCCAGCCCUGCCACUCGCUCUGCGAGGAGGUGAAGGAGAGCUGCGCUCCUGUGAUGUCCGCCUUUGGCUUCCCCUGGCCCGACAUGCUGGACUGCAGCCGCUUCCCCAAGGACAACGACCUCUGCAUCCCGCUGGCCAGCAACGACCACAUCCUCCCCGUCACCAGAGAAGCACCCAAGGUCUGCGAUGCCUGCAAAAGCAAAAAUGAAGACGACAAUGACAUUGUGGAAAAUCUCUGCAAAAAUGACUUCGCCUUGAAGAUAAAAGUGAAGGAGAUUGCCUACAUCAAUGGGGAUACCAAGAUCACCCCUGAAACAAAGAGCAAAACCAUCUACAAGCUGAAUGGGCUGACAGAAAGGGAUCUGAGGAAGAUCGUACUUUGGCUCAAAGGUGGCCUCCAGUGUACCUGCGAUGAGAUGAAUGACAUAAACGUCCCCUACUUGGUGAUGGGGCAAAAGCAAGCUGGGGAAUUGGUGAUCACCUCGCUGAAGCGGUGGCAGAAAGGGCAACGGGCUUUCAAGCGGUUCUCCCGCAGCAUCCGCAAACUGCAGUGUUAGUGGCUCUGGCUCCGGCCGCCUCCAGCAGCCACCUCUGUCCCCAGCUCUCUGGGCCUCCUGCACCUUCUCUCUUCAGCCCCUCUGAGCCUCGAGAUGCGAGGGGCAUGAGACAUGGUGACCGCUCUCCGAGAGGGGAGGGAGCCCUCUGUUUUUGUGUACAUAGGUUAAAAUGUAAUGGAACAAAAUCAUGACUAUUUUUGGGAAGUAUUAAAAGUAUCUUGCUUAAGGCUUUGGGGUUUUUUAUGGUUGCAAACAUGACUUUGGUCUGAGGUUUUUCCCUCUUCAUUUUGGUAAUGCUGGUUCAUUUAUAUUGCUGCUUCUCUGUAUACGUGCAUGUUUGUUGCGCAGAAGCAGGAGAUGCAGAGGAAGACAGCCACGCGUGCAACUGGCCUGUCACAGUGGGCACAACUCUUUCACCGACGUGAAACGACUUGCCACCUAUAUUAACACUAUAAAGGUCAUGUUACAACUCUUGCAUGCAAUACAUAGGCACCAGUAAGAGUAUAUUAACCAUUCUGACAUUUUAUUUUCCACAAGUCUGAGCCCUUCUCUCUCAGAAAAAAAGAAAAAAAGAAAACAAGUUUUGGAGCUGGUUGAUUUGAGUGCAACUUUUUGUUAUUAUUAUUGUUAUUUUGCAAAUUAAACCAUCCGUAGCCUAACUGUAAUAUACCUAGUGGUUGACUUGAAAGAGUUGUAAAAUAUUGCUUUAAUUAACCUUGUAAAUACUCCGGAUAAAUGUUAUAUUCUUGUAUAUAAACUUCACGUCAUAGUUUA